Molecule: messenger RNA, 1037 nt
Organism: Annulohypoxylon truncatum
Lineage: Eukaryota; Fungi; Ascomycota; Sordariomycetes; Xylariales; Hypoxylaceae
Exons: 2
Coding region: 274-906 (210 amino acids)
Biological process (GO): spindle pole body duplication
Cellular component (GO): mitotic spindle pole body; half bridge of spindle pole body
Molecular function (GO): microtubule binding; calcium ion binding
Source: RefSeq, a predicted model, not a curated record
GUCUAUCAGUGCUCUAAUUGCCGAUUUGGAUAUCGUAUUUCUUGUCCGACGCAAGCGGCCAUCGCAAACCACUGCACACCGACGGGCAAUCCGCACACUUACCGCUCUCCCUUAGCCGAGUCCACCUCGAAGCGCCAACACCAUCACAAUCAUAAUCACAAGUCCAACAACGAGGUGGACCUCUUCAACACACCUCUGAACUCCCGCGCGUAAGAAAAAGAAGGCAAAAGCUCACAGGGCCGCGCGCUCAGAGCACCACGUACAAGAGAGAGCAUGAACAACUACGCGAGCAGCACCAUGAACGAGUACAACGCGUCAGCGCGUCCGGGUUCGGCGCGGCCAGGCACGCGAUGGGCUCCUCCGAUACGGAAUCCCGAACUGACGGAUCCGUGGGAGCAAAUAAGCGACGAGCACCGGAACGAAAUAAAUGAUUGCUUCCACCUCUUCGACAUGAACAAAGACGAGCAACUCGACUUCUCCGAAUUCCGAUACGCGCUGCAAGCGCUCGGCUUUUCAAACCUAUCGCGACCAGACCUAAUCGCAGCCUUCAAAUCCGCGGCGCGGCCGCGCGCAGGCUGGACGCCUCUCCCGUCCCUACCCAACCAACCUCCUCCCGCGACCGCCCCGGGCGUCGUCGACCUACGACUAUCACGCGAAGGCUUCCAGGCGGUGGCGGCGCGGUACGUGGCGGCGCGCGACCCGCGCGAGGAGCUGCUCAAGACGUUCGCGCUCUUCGACCGCGGCGGCAAGGGCGUCAUCACCGUCGACGACCUGCGCGGCGUCGUCAAGGAGCUCGGCGAGGACGUCCCCGACAACGAGCUCCACAGCAUGGUCGAGCAGUUCGACGUCGAGGGCAAGGGCGGCGUCAGCCGCGAGGAGUUCCUCGGCAUCUUCCUCGACAGGUGAAACACCCCUCCCGUCUCGCGAGAUGAGACGUGAAGUGCCGUGUGUGCAACGAGAUGAGGGUUGCUGAGAUGUUCGACGGCGCCGUCUGCUCCGCUGGCCUUGGGGAGGAAGGAGGACGACGGCGUCGGUGA